AUGGAUAGAUAAUUGUAAACGAGUCAAAGAAUCUUUACAAAAGCUUAGGUUGAUGAGAAGGUUAAAUAUUUACUUUGUGUUGAUAUGGAUUCUCACCAAAUCUUCACUAUUAAUCUUAAGAAUCAUGAAAUCUGCAUAGAAUAUGAUGUUCCUUAAGCUUACAGAGUUAAGGCUAAAAAAGAUAUAAUGGAUAUCUAGAAAUUAGUUUAAUUGCCUGAUUCCUCAUGGAAUAUGGAUACAUUGAGAAAUUAAAGGUAUCGAAGGAGAGAAAUCUCAGAAUAUCUAUUGCAUAAAAUUGUCAACUAAGAGCCAACCUAUUUGGCUGAAUCAUCAAUGUCUGAUGCAUUCUCUAAAGUCACUUCACUCAAAUUGAUUGUUGAUCUAAGUGAUUACAUUAGAUUGGAAGACUAAGUAUAUUAAGAUAUAAAUCCUAUAACAAUUGAAUUACAUGUGGAUUUAGUCACUUGUUCAGAUGAGGUAAUUAAGAAGAUUUUGAGAGUAGUUUAUAACAACUUUUAAGUUAGACUGAAAACUAAAUCUCAGGAAAAUUAGUUUGUUCUUUAGAUUUCUGGUUUUAGAGAAUAUUUAGCAGGAAAUUAUUCAAUAUUGAGUUAUGAUAGAGUCAGAAUGAAUUUAAGAGGUAUAUAGUAUUUACAAGUUAAUCUAACUGAAGUUCCUAAGGUUAGAAGGAUGUAUGAUAAUUUUCCUCCUAUUUUUGAAAGAAAUGCAGAUGAAAGUGUACCUUGGGAUUAAUUUAUUGAUAUUCCUUGCUUUCUAUUUUAUGCUCCAUUUCCUUUACGUGAUAUAUAGAAUGAAGAGGGCAAAAAAAGAAAAAAAAUAAGUAGAUAAGACUCUAAUUUCUCUCCAUUACGACCUCGUCUAUUUUUGAAAGAGAGAUGUUUGGAAUUUGUUGAGAUGAGAUACUAAAUGUUAUAAGAAAGAUAUUUCCCUUUAAAAAAGAGUAUCAUAUAUUCAGGGGAAUGUGAUUAUAGAUUUAAAAUUCAGAUUCUGUGUCUCUCAAAUAUACAUAGAUUAUUCAUAUUGGAUGAUAAAGAUCUUGAUGAAUUCAAAAAACAAAAUGGACAUAAAAGAAGAGCAACAUAUAAUGGUUAAUGUCCUCCUAGAUUUAUUACAAAAGCUUCUGCAAAAUAGGAAGAAUUACAUAAUACUUCUAAGAAGAAGGUAAAAGUGGAAGAUGAAGAGAAAUUAUAAAAGAAGAUAAGUUUCCUUAAAUUAUGUAAGACUAAAGAAUAAGAUGCUUAAUAAAUUAAAUAACUUUCGAAAGGUUUUUUUAAUCCUCAUUUUUUUAAUCAUGGUCCAUAAGGAACAGCUAAUAUGGAAUGCUUAAUGUAGAAAUAUGAAUUAGAUAUACAACCAUAUUUAAUAUCAAUUUAAGUUUUAUUGAUGUAUGGAUAAACUCCUUUGACUAAAUUCAGUGUUGUUAAUAGUUAAAAAGUUCCAUUCAGAUAAAACACUUGGUUUUAUUAAGAUAUUACAUUUUAAGGAUUGAAAAUCUCAUAAUUACCUAUGGAAUUAAGAUUAUGUUUCAAUAUAGUUUUGCAUUCUUCAAAUGGUGAAGAAUAAAUAAUUGGAAGUACAAUUACAGAAUUAUUUGAUGAAAAUGGAAAACUAAAAUAAGGAAGGUUACAUCUAAAUGUAUGGCCAUUUUAUAAAUGUGAUACUAGAAUAGCAUGCAUGAAUGAAUAUUAUGGAGCAGCAUUACCUAAUCAAGAACGAGCACCAUAUUAUACAUAAUUAGUUAUUGGGAUGCCAACAUUCAUUGAAGAUGUAUAUUGGAGUUUGAGAGAUGAAAAAUAUAUGAAAUAAGUUGGAUUCCCUUCUACUCCAUUGAAUAUUUAAUAGAUUUCUCUACAAUAUCUUAAUGGUGUAUUAGAAAGAAGGGGUACUUUGAAUUCUAGUGUCACAGUUAGACCUUAAAGAGAUUGGAAAGCCACUCCAAAUACAAAUGAAUUGGCUAAAUUGGAUAGAUUAUUAAAGUUUGAUCCUCUUUAACGUCAUCUUUAUACAGAUGAAGAUAAAUUCAUUUUAUUAAAAUGUAGAAAUCAUUACAAGAAUUAACCAUCUGCUUUUCCAAUUUUUUUAUGUGCUAUUAAUUGGAGUGAUCCUGAAGAAAUUAGAGAAGUCUAUUAAAUGAUGAAAGUUUGGACUAGUUUACCUUCUGAUGAUGCAUUGCCUCUGUUAGAUGCAAACAUUUCAGAUGAAUUAGUUAGGUAUUAUGCUACUAAAAGGGUAGGUCUAUAUAAGGAUGAUGAAUUAGUGUUAUUUAUGUUAGAAUUGACUUAAGCUUUAAUUUUUGAAUAAUGUCAUUUUUCACCUUUGGGAGAAAUGCUUAUUGAAAGAUCCAUUAUGAAUCCUUGGGUUGUUGGACAUGAAUUAUUUUGGUAAUUGAGAUCUUAAUUACAUAUACAACCUACUUAUGAGAGAUAUAGUCUAAUUUUAGAAUAGUUAAUGAUGCUUUUUGGAAAUUAUAGAUAUGAAUUAUUUGGUGAGGUUUAAGUGAAUGAUGAAAUCAUGUAGAUUGCUGAUUUUAUAAAGACAGAAAAGGAUUCAAGUAAAAGAUUAAAAGAAAUGAAAAAUAAAUUAUAAGAUGCCAGACAGAAAUUCUCAAAAACAUUUUAAUUUGCAAUUGAUCCAAGAAUGAGUGCUUCAGAAUUGAUUUACGAAAAAUGUAAAAUAUUAGAUAGCAAAAAAGUAAUCGAGUAUAUAUAUAUGUCUAUAGCUACCUUUAUGGUUAGUUAUGAAAUCUGCUGAAACUAGAGAUGUGAGUUAAAUUCCAAAGUAAAUCAUCAUGUUAUCUUCUAAGAAUUUAAAAGAUACUGAUUGUCUUGAAAACUUAAGAAGAGAAAAAGAAUUAAGAAAAAUAACUAUAAAUGAUAAAUUUCUUAUUAUUUUUAAAUGUGGAGAUGAUAUCAGAUAGGAUUUACUGACAUUAUAAUUGAUAAAAAUUAUGGAUAAAAUAUGGUUAGAUUUUGGUCUUGAUUAUAGAAUGAAACCAUAUAAAGUCAUUUCUACAUUAGAUCAAGUAGGAAUGAUUGAAGUAGUUCUUAAUUCAGACACUACUUCAAGUAUCCAUGAAAAUGCUGGUAAAUUUGGAGCAUUAAAUAAAAGUUCAAUUAUGGAAUAUCUAAAAAAACAUAAUAAACAUAGUAUGGAAAAUGCAGUAGAGAAUUUCUUAAGAUCUUGUGCUGGUUAUUGUGUUGCUACUUAUCUUCUAGGAAUUGGUGAUAGACAUAGUGGUAAUAUUAUGUUAACUGAAAGUGGACAUCUAUUUCAUAUAGAUUUUGGACAUUUUUUAGGUAUCAAUGAUUUAUCAUUUAUUUUUUAGGUAAUUUUAAAACAAAAUAUGGAAUCAAUAGAGAAAGAACUCCUUUUGUUUUUACUUAAGAAAUGGCUUAUGUAAUGGGAGGAGUAUAAGGACACAAUUUUUAAAGAUUUGAAGAUUUUUGUACUAAAGCCUAUAAUUAAAUUCGAUAGCAUGGGCAUUUGCUAAUUAAUAUCUUCCUUAUGAAUUUAUCAGCAGGUAUGCCUGAAUUGUAAGAGAUUGCAGAUAUCGAAUACUUAAGGGAGAAAUUAUAAUUAGAUAUUGGAGAAUAAUAGGCAACUGAAUUGUUUAGGAAAGAAAUUACUACUAGUUUAAAUGAUAUGUGGAGAAAGAUUGAUAAUUUAAUUCAUAACUUUACAAGAGAUUGA
This is a messenger RNA of Paramecium pentaurelia, 3711 nucleotides long. The record is from the annotation of a GenBank genome assembly. Lineage: Eukaryota; Ciliophora; Oligohymenophorea; Peniculida; Parameciidae.